AUUCGAUCAUCUCCCCGAGAAGCUAAAAAUAAGAGGCGAUCUGGAAAGAAUUCACAGGAAGAUAGUGAGGACUCAGAAGACAAAGAUGUGAAGACCAAGAAGGAUGAUUCUCACUCAGCAGAGGAUAGUGAAGAUGAAAAAGAAGAUCAUAAAAAUGUGCGCCAACAACGGCAGGCGGCAUCUAAAGCAGCUUCUAAACAGAGAGAGAUGCUCAUGGAAGAUGUGGGCAGUGAGGAAGAACAAGAAGAGGAGGAUGAGGCACCAUUCCAGGAGAAAGAUUCCGGCAGCGAUGAAGAUUUCCUAAUGGAAGAUGAUGACGAUAGUGACUAUGGCAGUUCGAAAAAGAAAAACAAAAAGAUGGUUAAGAAGUCCAAACCUGAAAGAAAAGAAAAGAAAAUGCCCAAACCCAGACUAAAGGCUACAGUGACGCCAAGUCCAGUGAAAGGCAAAGGGAAAGUGGGUCGCCCCACAGCUUCAAAGGCAUCAAAGGAAAAGACUCCUUCUCCCAAAGAAGAAGAUGAGGAACCGGAAAGCCCGCCAGAAAAG
Molecule: messenger RNA, 546 nt
Organism: Ailuropoda melanoleuca (giant panda)
Lineage: Eukaryota; Metazoa; Chordata; Mammalia; Carnivora; Ursidae
Product: nuclear ubiquitous casein and cyclin-dependent kinase substrate 1
Exons: 1
Biological process (GO): interstrand cross-link repair; double-strand break repair via homologous recombination
Cellular component (GO): cytoplasm
Molecular function (GO): double-stranded DNA binding; single-stranded DNA binding
Source: RefSeq, a predicted model, not a curated record